AUGAGGAAACUGUGUCCAAAUUUUGAUAAGGUAGAUGGGUUGGAGACGGUGCUGGAGGUGCCAAUUCCAGAGGACAUGUGGACAAGCAUUGGAAGCAGUGGUUCAAAUCGUUGGCAGAACCUAAGAGCUCUCAUGAAAGCUCAAUUUUCUGUUACUGAUAAUAAAUCUUCCCAUUUCUCUGCUUCUUCUAACCAUGAAUUCGUCGCAUUGCUUAAGCUUGUUGGUUCUCCCCUCAUCCCUCUUCAGGUUCAAUCCGAUCACACCUUAACUCGCCCCCUCAAAGAUUCUUCCAUCGAAGCUUCGAGUGCCAAAUAUAUAGUGCAGCAGUAUAUAGCAGCCACUGGAGGACUGGUUGCAUUGGAUUCGCUGAAAAGUAUGUAUGCAGUGGGGCAAGUGAGGAUGUUUGGAUCUGAGAUGCGUCAAGGCGAAGCUAGUGUUUACCCAAUAGGAAGGGCUGAAGUAGGAGGUUUUGUGCUAUGGCAAAAGAACCCAAAUUUGUGGCACUUUGAAUUGGUUGUAUCCGGUUUCAAGGUUAGUGCAGGUAGUGACGGGAAGAUAGCUUGGAACCAGUCUUCUUCUCAACCUUGUCAUGCAAACAAAAGCCCUCCUAGACCCCUUCGCCGUUUCUUUCAGGGUCUGGACCCAAGGUGCACGGCUAAUUUGUUCCUAGACGCUGUAUGUGUAGGAGAGAAAACCAUUAACAAUGAAGAUUGUUUUCUACUAAAAUUAGAGACUGCACAUGACAUCCUCCAAGCACAAAACACGUCCCAUACUGAAAUUAUAAGACACACGGUGUGGGGAUACUUUAGCCAACGGACGGGGCUACUUGUCAAAUUCGAGGACACCAAGUUGGUAAGAAUGAAGCCAGUUAAGGGAAAUGACUCUGUUUUCUGGGAAACAAGCAUGGAGACUGUGAUUGAGGAUUAUAAGUAUGUAGAUGGCAUUAACAUAGCCCAUGGUGGCAUGACAGUGGCCAUGUUAUAUAGGUACGGUACGGCGCAUAAUCACAAGAGGAGAAUUGAGGAGACGUGGAGGAUUGAAGAGGUUGAUUUCAACAUUUUUGGCUUGUCCAUGGAUUGCUUUUUGCCUCCUUCUGAUCUCAAGAGGGAACAGGAAGGUGCAGAGCAAGUAGCAUAG
Messenger RNA from Gastrolobium bilobum, 1137 nucleotides. RefSeq lists its product as uncharacterized. NCBI's taxonomy places the organism in Eukaryota, Viridiplantae, Streptophyta, Magnoliopsida, Fabales, Fabaceae. The coding region runs from base 1 to 1137 and encodes 378 amino acids. The transcript has 3 exons. The record is from RefSeq and is a predicted model, not a curated record.